CUUCCACUUCACAUAAUCCCCCAGCCCUCCUCUCCUCUCUCUAAUUAUACUCUUCUAUUUAUCUUCAUUUUCACAGUCCCAAUCAAGAAGAAUAGGAAUAUUGGUACAAAAACACACACAAACAAAUCAUUAAGUAGUAAUUGUGGUGAUGAGGAAGCCUGAGCAUAAUGUGGUGAUGGUGAAGGAGAAAGUGAGCAAUGUGAAGGCGAAGCUGAGGAAGGGGCUGUGGUCGCCCGAGGAGGAUGAGAAGCUGAUGAAUUACAUGGUGACGAACGGGCAAGGGUGUUGGAGCGACAUUGCCAGAAACGCGGGGCUGCAGCGCUGUGGGAAGAGCUGCCGCCUGCGUUGGAUCAACUAUCUGCGCCCGGAUCUUAAGCGCGGCGCCUUCUCCCCUCAGGAGGAGCAUCUCAUCAUCCACUUGCAUUCCAUUCUUGGCAACAGGUGGUCUCAAAUCGCAGCACGUCUUCCUGGAAGGACAGACAACGAGAUCAAGAACUUCUGGAACUCAACAAUCAAAAAGAGGUUAAAGAAUGCCGGCACCACCACCACCACCACCGCCUCAUUGUCUCCGAACAACAGCGACUCCUCGGACCACCACCCCCUCAAGGCCGGAGGGGCCACUGUGUUCAUGCAAGAGUACGAGGUAGCCGGCGUCUGCAUGGACUCCUCAUCUUCGUCGUGCUCGUCCCUGGCCACCCAAUUCGGCAACCCUUUCAUCCCUCUCAUGGAUCAUCACCAGCACAACAACAUAUUCAACGUAAACAGCGUCGUUCCAAUGUUCAAUUUGGGGCAUGAGGUUGGUGUGGAAACCCUAGGGGGGGCUUUGGGGGACUAUGGGGCAAUGGAGCCCUAUGUGUUGGGAUUGGAAAAUGACCUUUCUGUCCCUGGAUUGGAAGUUAACAACAACACUACUUCCAAUUAUGACAAGAACAUUAGUGUCAACGAUGCCCAUUAUCUUAGUAACAAUAAUAAUAAUAAUGAUCAUGGAAGCAUCAAAGUAGAGGAAUUGGUUGGGGUUGGGAAUCAUUGGCAAGGAGAAACCUUCAAAAUGGGAGAAUUGGAUUGGGAGGGUUUGUUGGCUAAUGUCUCCUCCUUACCUUACCUUGAUUUCCAUCUUCAAUAAUCCACCCACUUUCAAAUUCAUACCUUCAAUUAUCUACCCAAAUCUCUUCUUGUUUGUUUUUUGUUGAUCAAUAAAUCCCUUACAGGCAAAAGUGGGUAGCUAGGAUUGAGACACGUCACUCUCCGGGAGAUCAACGUCUUUCUGCGAAGCAAAUGUGAAUAGUCAAAAUGGAUUUGUCAGACGUUAAAUAACGAAAUAGUACUUAAUAAUAAAGGAUAUAAUAUAGCAGUCGUCUUUUCGAAUUUAUGUGUAUUCUUAGCAUUUUGUAUAGAUGGAUCAAUAAUUUGUUAGCAUGUAUGUUACUAUAUUCCUGAGAUUGCUUUUAGUUGCUAGCAUAGCUUCCUCAAAAGUUGUAACUAGUGUAUUUUUUUUGCUUUCAGUGUUUAUCUAUGAAGACAUCAUUUCAUGUUUA
This is a messenger RNA of Salvia splendens (bonfire salvia), 1535 nucleotides long. RefSeq names its product transcription factor MYB83. The coding region runs from base 149 to 1123 and encodes 324 amino acids. The transcript has 2 exons. NCBI's taxonomy places the organism in Eukaryota, Viridiplantae, Streptophyta, Magnoliopsida, Lamiales, Lamiaceae. The record is from RefSeq and is a predicted model, not a curated record.